ACUUCAUCGCCCGAGAAUUCCGCUUCGUCUCAGACCUCGCAAUGAGUGUGUGGGCUAUACGUGACCACUUGAGAGCCACGAGUACUUGGUUGUUGUCGCCGCGUCAGUUCGUGUGUCGCAGUUACGAAUAGAGUUGAACAUCAAAGGGGGCAAGGAUGCGUGGGAGAAGGACAGGCUGCGACUCGAGACGACACAUCGAUAUGAAACUCCUCAAGCUGGCGUUGCUUUCCCUGGUGGCAUUCUCGAAGCCAGUCCAAGCUCUUCAAUUCGACGAAACCAGUUCGCAGAUCUCGGCCGCAGGAAGCACACUGACACUAGCCAAUGGGACAACGCAAACCACGGCCCUCGUCACCACGACAGAUGCGACGACCUCGCAAUCCGGCAGAUCAUCUUCGUCCAUUGGAGCCAGCACUCCUUCCAUUGCUUCUACCCGAGCUUCGACGACAGUAGGUUUCAACGUUGCGGCCUCGGGCAAUCAAACUCGUACUGUGUUCACGUCGUCUUUACUGGCAACUCCCACGGGUAUCAGAUCUUUCUUUCCUAUCAGCAACGUUUCAAUAUCCGCGUCACCCAGCGGAAACUACACGAAUGGAAACUACAGCGAUGGUGGCGGGGAUUAUGUGUCUUUGACACUCAAGGGUGGUUACGAGCCAUCCGUUGUCUGCAUAACGACCACACAGGGUGCCGUACCGACAACUUGGUCAAUCGUAUACACGACAACGACGACAAUCUAUGGAGAUCCGACGGAUUACACUCCACCGGAACCUGACAUCACGAUCCCAGUCACAUGCAGUCCUCCUGCGGGCCUGGAAGGCAACAAGGGGAAGACAAAAGUGUCUGCGAGUGUAGCAUGUACCUCGGAGGAUGGUGUGGACAUCUGCAGGACCGAGGCGCCUGAACUCCCAACCUUCAGUUCAACACUUGGUCCAGAAACGACGUUCACUUUCGUCACCACAGCCAAGAAUCCUUCUGUCGUCUUCUCGCCUAUCAGCACACCCCGAUACGGCCACGAUCCUGAGACACAGGCCCCGCAAGAAAGGCGCUCAUCUACGAAACCCACGGGAAAGCCCACACCGAAACCGACGGCCUCGGUCCAGUCGCCGAACAACGAUCCAAGGCCACCCGGCUCGCCUGGCUCGCCACGUGAAAGUGCCAAGGUAUCGCCGAAAGCGACUUACAUGAUCACCGUAGCGCCGACCAAGAUCAUCAUCAACGACCAAACUUUUACGCAGAGCGACCCCUCAAAGACGACCAAAGUGACGGUGAACGGCGAUGAAUUCACUAUUAACCCGAGUGAGGUCAUUGGUGGUGGAACGAUCGUUGAUCGGCCCGGCAACGUCGGUCGAAGCACCAUGGUCCCAUCUAGAACGAUGGUGGGCGACUUGCCCAUUGUGAUUGCGCCUGCAGGAACGCAAAACGUUGUUGUCGUCGGUGGGACGACGUUUGGGGUCCAGGCUACCCCCAUAACGGCCGUGGUGGAAGGCCAGACGAUCACCAUUGAGCCGACCGCCGUCAUUGUCCCGGAUCAAAACGCUCCAAGCGGCGGUGCAGCUCCGGUAACGACGGUGGUGAAAGGGCAGACUAUCACACUUGUGCCAUCAGCGACCGGUGACCCCGGGGGAACUGCUGUUUCAUCCGGCCGCGCUGCUCCACUGACGACCGUGAUCGAUGGACAGAAGACGACAAUUCAGCCAUCCGCAGCGGCCGUCCCCAAACGAACCGUUUCGAUCAGCCGUGCGUCCCCGGUCCAAACGGAGAUCGUCGUGGCAGGCGGCGAGAUGAUUACUACCAUUGGCCCAUCCGUGGUUGUCAUUCGCUCGACCACAUUUACUUACGGACUAGUUUCAACAAUCAUUACAAAGGUUGUAGAUGACGAUACUAUUUCGAUUGGACCCUCAGGGGUCACUGUGCGCAACAUCACCGUGGGAGGGCCCGGGGCCAAGGCAACGGACACCACCUACGAGAUUGUAGGCGGUGCUUCAGUCACGCAAGUCGGGGCAUCGGUGGUGGUUGUAGACGGUACAAGCUUCACCGUCGGGCCAGGAAAGGCAACGACAACAGAGGUGUUUGGCGGCGAGACCAUUACGAUUGGUCCGUCUGGCGUGGUUGUUUCGACGAUUACUCUCCCGUACCCGUUUGGGCCGACGGUGAUUACGACAAUCGACGUGCCUUCGACGGCGGCGGCGCCGUCGCCGGUGCCGUCUGAGACGAAGAAGAAUGGUGGUGGUGCCGUCAGGCCGGCGAGGGCAUUGACAGGGUUGCAUUUAGAUCUUUGCAUAGCGAUCGGCGUCUGGGUUCUGGGGCACAUGUUUUGAGACACACCAGGGACAUGACAUGUGCAUGUGCACGUGCUGCUGGCGUUGAACGCGUUCUUCUUUGGGAUACAGUGCAAAACAGGGCACAAUAAGACAAGCGAGGGUUGUAUACAUAGAUUUGGGAAUGGGGCUCUGCAACCGCGGGAAGGGCUGAACAAUGACACCUCCAAGGGGAGGGAAGGAAUCAUGAUGGAUGGCGCGAUACGGCAGGGUCCGGCACAAGCGGAACCCGGGGUUCUGGUGCAGUGCGACUCUGUGGUCAACGACGCCGACGAAAACUGUAUUAUUAUAAACUUUGAAACUUUGAAAUGUAAACAUAAUCUAC
Messenger RNA from Colletotrichum phormii, 2640 nucleotides. RefSeq lists its product as uncharacterized. The coding region runs from base 156 to 2315 and encodes 719 amino acids. The record is from RefSeq and is a predicted model, not a curated record. The transcript has 2 exons. Lineage: Eukaryota; Fungi; Ascomycota; Sordariomycetes; Glomerellales; Glomerellaceae.